AUGCGCGAUCUACCACACAUGGACACAAUUACCACCGAUGCGCCUCACAAGGACAAUCGCAAAGCUGCCACCAGCUCAGCUGAGCAUGUUGCAGAUGGGUCAAGAGACCUGGCCGAAGACUUGAGCAGUGACGAGAUCUAUUUUGUCGAGAACUAUGGCGAGGAACGACGUAGGAAAGUCAUCAGAAAGGUUGAUAUCCGCCUCGUCCCAGUACUUGCGCUGCUUUACUUGAUGUCUUAUAUCGACCGCGCGAAUAUCGGCAACGCCAAAAUUGAAGGCCUCGCCGAGGACUUGAACUUGAGCGGAAGUCAAUACAACAUUGCACUCUCUCUCUUCUUUGUUCCUUAUAUUCUUUUGGAAAUACCGAGCAAUAUAGUUCUCGGAUACUUUGCCCGACCUUCUCGGUACAUUGGUGGCAUGAUCGCUGCGUGGGGUGCGGUAAUGACAUUGACUGGCCUUGUCCGAAACUUUGGCGGUCUCGUCGCCGCCAGAUGGUUUCUCGGAGUUUUUGAAGCCGGCUUCUUCCCUGCUGCGAUAUAUAUUAUCUCUCGAUGGUAUCUCCCCAACGAAAGACAAGUCCGUAUCGCCCUGUUCUACUCGGCCAGCGCCGUGGCCGGAGCAUUCUCUGGCCUUCUUGCUUUUGCCAUUGCAAAAAUGGACGGAGUGGCGGGAUUGGAAGGCUGGAGAUGGAUAUUCAUCAUCGAGGGACUUGUGUCAGUGGCUUGUGGCAUCUUGGCCUGGUUCUGCCUUAUAGACACCCCGGCCCUUUCGGGUCGCUGGCUUGAGCCCGAGGAGAUUCGCUACCUCGAGCUCCGCCAGUUGGCGAUUCAAGGCAAUGGCGCGCGUGUUCGCGAAGCCGAGAAAUCUCGCAAGUGGCAGAUUGCUAAGUCUGUUCUGCUCGACUGGCAGCUUUACCUCCAGGCACUGGUUUACUGGUCCAAUACUGCUCCAAACUACGGCCUGAAAUUCACCAUGCCGCAGAUCAUCAAGAACAUGGGCUUUACAAGCAGCAACGCGCAGCUGUUGACGAUUCCACCUUACUUCAUGGGCGCUGUUUCAGCCUAUGUUUCUGCAAUCUUUGCCGAUCGCUUCAGGUGGAGAAUGCCGUUCAUUGUGGGAGCUCAAACCCUCGUGAUGAUUGCCUUUAUUAUCUUAUUUGUCAAGGCUGCAGACGUGAAGAACAACAUUGCCGUUUGCUACUUUGCCGUCAUUCUGUCUUGCAUUGGGUUCUACCCCAUCAACCCUGGCGGGAACGCAUGGACGGUGGACAAUCUGGCGGGGCCCACCAAGAGGGCCCAGGGCGUUGCCUUUAUGAUUGGAAUGGGCAAUAUUGGUGGCAUCAUUGGAAGCUACAUUUACAUUGAUUCCGAGGCCCCAAGAUACCCCACUGGCUUCAGCGCGUCGCUUGCGUUUGCUGCCCUUGGCAUAGUCUGUUGCUUGGCCUUGGAAUUCGGGUACUGGCGCCAGAACAAGAAGCGAGCUCAAAUGACUGAAGAUGAAAUCAGAGCAAAAUAUACAGAUGAAGAGCUCGAGGGAAUGGGUGAUAGUCACGACCGAGAAUGGAGGCUAGGGCACCAAUUCACGCCAGACCUUAUAGCAGGUGCAGUGCCGGAAAAGUGUUGGUGGCCUAUCGGUUAA
Pestalotiopsis fici W106-1 is the source of this 1638-nucleotide messenger RNA. RefSeq lists its product as uncharacterized. Gene Ontology annotation, biological process: transmembrane transport. Gene Ontology annotation, cellular component: membrane. The coding region runs from base 1 to 1638 and encodes 545 amino acids. The record is from RefSeq and is a predicted model, not a curated record. The transcript has 6 exons. Gene Ontology annotation, molecular function: transmembrane transporter activity. Lineage: Eukaryota; Fungi; Ascomycota; Sordariomycetes; Amphisphaeriales; Sporocadaceae.